Molecule: messenger RNA, 1115 nt
Organism: Cicer arietinum (chickpea)
Lineage: Eukaryota; Viridiplantae; Streptophyta; Magnoliopsida; Fabales; Fabaceae
Product: abscisic acid receptor PYL8
Biological process (GO): abscisic acid-activated signaling pathway
Cellular component (GO): cytoplasm; nucleus
Molecular function (GO): signaling receptor activity; protein phosphatase inhibitor activity; abscisic acid binding
Source: RefSeq, a predicted model, not a curated record
AAUAACAAACAAGAGCUUCUUAAAUAUUUGGUAGCUUCAGUAAUUAGUUUCCACGAUCAGAUGUGGUGACUCUCACACGCUUUCUUUUUCGACGCUGAUUUGAAUCGGUGUAGAUAGAAGUUUCAUGGUGAAACGCUGCGUUUUCGAAUAAAAAAAAGAAAAUGAAUGGAAUUGGGAGUGGAAGGUUUAGUAAUAUGGAGAUGGAGUACAUUAGAAGACAUCACCGGCACCAGCCUGGAAACAAUCAGUGUGUUUCUGCUCUUGUUAAGCAUAUUAGAGCACCGCUUCCUCAGGUGUGGUCCUUGGUGAGGAGGUUUGAUCAGCCACAAAAGUACAAACCAUUUGUAAGCAGAUGUGUUGUGAAGGGAAACCUUGAGAUAGGGAGUUUAAGAGAAGUUGAUGUUAAAUCAGGGCUUCCUGCUACUACAAGUACAGAAAGAUUGGAGCUCCUUGAUGACAAUGACCAUGUUCUCAGCAUCAGGAUUAUUGAUGGUGAUCAUAGACUUAGGAACUACUCUUCUGUCAUGUCCCUCCACCCAGAAAUCAUUGAUGGAAGGCCAGGUACAUUGGUAAUUGAAUCUUUCGUGGUGGAUAUACCUGAGGGAAACACCAAGGAUGAGACCUGCUACUUCAUUGAAGCCGUAAUUAAGUGCAAUCUCAAAUCACUUGCCGAUGUCUCAGAAGGGAUUGCUGUUCAAGACCGCACCGAACCGAUUGAUCAGAUGUAGGAGCUUAUAAUAAGAAGUUGCUGCCAUGGAUGAAGCCUCAGCAGCUUUCCUUUUGGAGGUUUAGGAGACGGACUGGCGAUUGAUCUGCUUCGAUUAAUUAUAAAUGAGUGUUUUAUUUUAUAUGCUCUAUCGAUUAUCCUUUGUUAUAUAUUCUGGUUUCUGUCUUAUGUAGUAAAAGAACAACAACAGUAUUGAGAUGUGAUUGGAUCCAGUUCAGUAACAAGUGAUAGAUGAUGUGCUUCUUGGAGAUGUCUAUGGUUAUGUUUUUUCUUGGUAUGUUCUUUAUUGUAUAUAUAGGUGGUGGUUAAACAAUAAACAUGGUCUGUAAAUUUGGUUUGAUUUGUCAGUAAAUUUGAGGUAGCCGAGGUUAAUUCUUGUUACAGUGUU